This is a messenger RNA of Moesziomyces aphidis, 762 nucleotides long. Lineage: Eukaryota; Fungi; Basidiomycota; Ustilaginomycetes; Ustilaginales; Ustilaginaceae. The record is from the annotation of a GenBank genome assembly.
AUGGGCAAUGAUGGCGGAUCCAUAUCGAAGCGCGACGAGAUGGUGCGUACCAAAGCGUCGAUGCAAAAGGUCGAUGCUUCGCUACUGCGACAAUCGCUCUGGACCGUCUGUCGUCUGUCUCGCGAGCCUUUGCAGGCCCCUGUUGUAUCCGACGCCCUGGGGAGGCUGUACAACAAGGAUGCCGUGAUCCAACACCUUCUCCAGCGCCAUCAAUCCGAGCCCACCACCGAUCCCAUUCCACACAUCCGCGGGCUGCGCGAUACCACCGACCUCAAGCUCACAACCAAUACGCUCUACCGCCCUGCUUCGGCGGGGCAGAGCGAGCAACACUCGGUGUAUCCGUUCAUGUGCCCGCUCUCGGCGCGUCAGAUGGAUGGCAUGCAUCGCUUCGUCUACAUCGCCCCGUGCGGCUGUGUCAUGUCUGCAUCGGGCCUGCAGGCUACCCUGACAGAUGCGCGCGGAGAAGUGCACCCCUGCCCAGUGUGCGCAAAGCACUUCCACGCCGCCCUGACCAAAGGCGCGAAAGCGGUGCAAGGGUCGGACGUGGUCACGAUCAACCCCGACAAGGACGAGGAGGACAGGUUGCGAGAGAAGAUGGAAUCAAGAGCACAGCACAAGAAGAAGAAGGCGCGCACAGCCGAUCAGGAAGAUGGCAAGGAUACAGAGCAAGAGGCCAAGAAACGUCGCAAGGCGGAGAAGAAGGACGAAACACGAAAGCGGAUUGCGCAGCUCACCGCCGAACUCGCCGCGGAAAAGGCGUAA